Messenger RNA from Octodon degus (degu), 2378 nucleotides. RefSeq names its product solute carrier family 22 member 11 (gene Slc22a11). Gene Ontology annotation, molecular function: transmembrane transporter activity. The transcript is spliced from 10 exons. Lineage: Eukaryota; Metazoa; Chordata; Mammalia; Rodentia; Octodontidae. Gene Ontology annotation, cellular component: membrane. Gene Ontology annotation, biological process: transmembrane transport. The record is from RefSeq and is a predicted model, not a curated record. Bases 299 to 1951 code for a protein of 550 amino acids.
CCCAGAGGGAGGCUCGGUCCUCUGAGGUCCUGAGAGUGGAGCUCAGACCUUCUGGGGGGCCGGGGCACAGCGAGCACUCUCGUCCUGAUGUCCGCUCCACAGUGUGGGAACAUCUGAAGAGCGCUGCAGGAGACAGGAUAAAGGAAAAUUUCCUCAAAGCAUCUGAGGGCAGCUCUGCACUGCCAGCUGGUCACCAGCUAGGGCGAGGCAGUGUGACAGGUCUUGAACUAAUUCUGUAACUGGUCAUAAGCAGCAGGUUGAGGUCAGGGCUCUCUGACCACCAGGGCCAGCUCUGUGCAUGGCAUUUGAGGAGCUCUUGGAGCGAGCGGGGGGCGUGGGUCUCUUCCAGGCUCUGCAGGUCGCCACCCUCCUCCUCCCAGCCAUCUACACGCCUUUCCAGAUGCUCCUGGAGAACUUCUCAGCUGCUGUUCCAGACCACCGCUGCUGGACCCAAGUGCUGGACAAUGGCUCUGCGACCCCUGCAAACUUUACCCAGGAGGCCCUCCUGGUCGUGUCCAUCCCACUGGGCCCCAACCAACAGCCCCACCCAUGCCGCCGCUUCCGCCAACUGCAGUGGCAGCUCCUGGAUCCCGUCAUGGCUACCAACUGGAGUGAGGCUGCUACGGAACAGUGUGUGGACGGCUGGGUUUAUGACCACAGCGCCUUCACUGCCACCAUAGUGACCAAGUGGGACCUGGUAUGUGACUCCCAAGGCCUGAAGCCCAUGGGACAAUCCAUCUACAUGGCUGGCAUCCUGAUGGGGUCUUUCAUCUGGGGCCUCCUGUCCUCCCGGCUUGGGCGGAAACCAAUGCUGAGCUGGUGCUGCCUGCAGGUGGCCGUGGCUGGAACCAGCACUACAUUUGCCCCGAACUUCCUCAUCUACUGCGGCCUCCGGUUCCUGAGUGCCUUUGGACUGGCUGGCAUCAUCCUAGUGUCGUCAACCAUGAUGGCAGAGUGGACCACUACCCAAAGGAGGGCUGUCACCAUGACGAUACUGGGAUGCACCCACAGCAUGGGCCAGAUGGUCGUGGCAGGCCUAGCCUUCACCCUGCGGGACUGGCAGGACCUCCAGUUGGCCGUGUCCGUGCCCUUCUUGGCCUUCUCCUUGGUAUCUUGGUGGUUACCAGAAUCUGCCCGAUGGCUGCUUAUCACAGGCCGACCAAACAGAGCACUUCAGGAACUCAAAAAGGUGGCGAGGAUAAAUGGCCACAAGGAGGCCAAAAAGACACUGACCAUACAGGUGCUGAUGUCCAGCAUGGAGGAGGAGGCUGUCUCUGCAAGGGCGCACCACUCAGUGUUGGACCUGUUCCGCAUUCCCGCGCUUCGCAAGACAACCUGCACCAUGCUGAUGGUCAACUUCUCGGCACAGAUGUCCUAUUAUGGGCUGGUCCUGGACUUGCAGAGCCUGGGCAGGGACAUCUUCCUCCUGCAAGCCCUCUUCGGGGCCAUAGACUUCCUGGGCCGGGCCACCACACUCCUGUUGUUCAGGUACUUCGGCCGCCGUGUGAUCCUGGCUGGCUCCCUGGCCCUGGCGGGCUCUUGCAUCCUGGCCAAUGGGCUGGUGCCUCAAGAUCUGCAGAGCCUUCGCGUGGCCCUUGCUGUGCUGGGGAAAGGAUGCUUCGGUAUCAGCCUGACCUGCCUCACCAUCUAUAGGACAGAGCUCUUUCCCACUCCACUGCGGAUGACGGCAGAUGGCUUCCAACAGUCGGUCGGCCGCUUGGGGGCGAUCGUAGGCCCCCUGAUCCGGAUGGCCCGCCAGGCCCUGCCCUUGCUGCCUCCACUGUCCUAUGGCAUCAUCCCUGUGGCUUCCAGCCUGGUUCUCCUGCUCUUCCUCCCGGAGACCCGGGGUCUUCCACUGCCCGACACCAUCGAGGACCUGGAGGGCCGGAGAUCGGCUACAGCUAGAGGCCACCAGCAAGAGGUGGUCAUUAUGGAAAGCACCUGGUUCUAGAAGAUCUACCUUCAUGGAGCCCCUUUGACCAAAAACACUAGAAGAAAAAGUUGCUUCUCCUCCAAUCUGAGGGUUCCAGAGAAGUGGGCAUGCCCAGGGCUGGAGGCAGGGCAAGGCAGGUGGUAGAGCUGUCUCUGAGGUAGCUCCCCCUACUCACCCCUGUAGGAGCCUGUGUCAGGUGGCCACACCCAGCCUGGCUGCCUUCAGUCAGCUUCGCCAACAACACAGGUCCUCUGCCUGCCAGGGCCACAUCCUCGUACCUGCACUCAGCCCCUCCAGUUCAAGAGAGAGUUCCAGUCUCACCUCCCCACUUACGGAGCUCCCAUUGUAAACUGGAAAUGCCCCUGAAGCCUCUGUCCCAGGGUGGCUACCCGAGCUCACUGAUGUUUGCACAUGCUGCAGUUCAUUAAAUGAGGUUGUCAGCAGA